GAAGGUGCGAAGGCUUUGCUUUGCCCUAGAACAAAGAGAAGGGAUGAGUUUUAGGGUUGGAGGGGGGAUCCAGCGAUUUGGAUCCAGGAUUGUCCAUGCCAAGGACGCGAUCAAGGACACAUUCUUGUCAACCAAGAAUGUUUUUGAGCAACACAAGCUCGUCUUUACCAUUGGGACUUCGGUUCUCUCGGCUGGGGCUGCUUGGGCAGGCUACGUGGGGCGUCAAGUUCAUCAGCAACAUGUAGAAAAUCGGCUCAACUCCAUAGAAAACGCUAUGAAAUCGCAAACGGGUUUGCCAGAAGAUGAAAUCCUGGCAAUGACGAGGAGGGGCGUGAGCUUCAAGACGUGCUUUGCCUCAGUUGGAACGGCAUCAGUGAUCACGUACAUUCUUGGCUUUAGAUCCGGGAGAAAGUUCACGCUGGCCAGAAUCGAGAAGCAAAAGCAGCGGCUCCUGCUAGCCACGAACAAUCCCAAAGUUCCAAUCUCGCAGCGGCCGAUAGCUCUUAAGCUCCAGCAGAGAUUGAACGCUAUCAAGAUGCGAACCAGCGGCUGGAGGAGGAAGAAAAGUGGUAGCAACCAGCAGAAGAACGUCCGGGAAGAGGAAGAGCUCUAUCCGGGUUGUGCAUAGAUAGAUACAUCGAUAGAUCGAUGGGCGACGCUGCAAUUUUGAUGUACAGAGAUUUCUAGCUAAAGAUCCGAGAUUUUGUGUGUCUA
Molecule: messenger RNA, 714 nt
Organism: Selaginella moellendorffii
Lineage: Eukaryota; Viridiplantae; Streptophyta; Lycopodiopsida; Selaginellales; Selaginellaceae
Exons: 5
Coding region: 44-628 (194 amino acids)
Source: RefSeq, a predicted model, not a curated record